UAACAGGACACACUUACCCCGCGAUUCAUCUGCUCAAAAAUCGCGUCGCCACCUUGGUCGAAUAUUCGUUCAAAGAACACCGCUCCAACCAUGAUGGUUAUAGCGAAAGUGGACGUUCUCCUGAAGAGCAAAUUGUAGACAGACUUAGCCAGCGCCAUGUCGGUGGAUUGAUGGAGGAAACUGAGGCGACACGCUUCCGGUCGAGUAUUGGCAAUUUAAAAGGUGACACCUUGCUGGUUUGAGCACAUAACCAGCACCAUGGGAAGGAGAUACUACUGUGACUACUGUGACCGGUCCUUUCAGGACAACAUGCAUAACAGGAAGAAACAUCUGUAUGGUGUUCAGCAUCACAGAGCUAAAAAGGCCUGGUAUGACUAUUUCAGAGACUCUUCAGCUAUUCUGUGUGAUGAGCAAUUAAAGAAACCCUGCAGGAAGUUUCUCCAAAAAGGAAUAUGUGAUUUUGGCCCUAACUGCAGGUUUUCUCACAUGUCAGAAGAGGAUAUGUUUAACCUACAAAGACAAGUGGAAGAUGAAAGACGACUCAGGGAGGACUCUGUAGAGAGAAGGAUGCCGGGGCGUAGUAUAGAAGAAUGGCUCGCCAGAAGGGAAAAGAGGCGAACUGCCCUCAGUAACCAAGGAGAUCUAAAAAAUAAGGAAGACAUUGAAGAGGUCCAAGAAGAAAGUGACGUACCUCAACAGCUCCUCACCAUCCCUGACCUCCCACCCUCUCUUCUUCCUCCUCCUCCCAGCGGGUGGAGAGUCAAAGUGAACACAGAAUGGGGUUGACUGAUAUUCACUUUGUAGUUCAACUCACUGUUAAGCUGCUAUGCACCAUAGAUAGCAGGACAUGUUGAGAAACCAUAUGAGAUGUCUUUUUGUACGUUUUUUUUAGUUUGAAAUGUUUUACUGAUUCAUACAUGGUAAGGUAAACUUGAAAUGACAUACAGGCAGUGCAUACUGAAUCUCACAACUGACAUUUUGGCAGUCUGUUGUUGAUUGCUUUGCUAAUGUGAAGUCGAGUGCCUUUACCAUGUGACUCCCCAAAGGAGUUACAUUUGAUGUCAUGAAGAAUGGAGGAUUGCUGAGCAGAUGGAAAUGAUUUUUGUUUAAUUCUAAUCCUCUGUUGCGUCACCGGGGGAAUAUGAUCUGAAUGAUUUUAAUUUAUAACCCAGCCAGCUGAAAACACAAUUUUGCUUCAUAAAUAGUAAAGAUAGCAACGCAAUGAUCUCGACUAAGUUGUCACCUGAAAGCGUUCGUAGUUAUCAGCAUGCAUAUCAACUUUUUAUGAUAAAUGCAAUUGUCAUUGACCUUUAUAAAGUCCUCAUUUUAGUAAUGCUGGAUACUCUUUGCAUUGCAUUAAGUUUAUUUCUGUUUUGUAUUAUUUUAUAUAAGUAUUAAUCUGCUGUCUUGGCAAGGAUAUAUCUCAGACUAAGUUACCCUGUUUAGUUUUUAUGGUACAUAAUAACACAUUCACAUCCAAGUGAGUGAAGAAGAAAGCAAAUAUGACUGAAACUAUGAAUUACUUUUGGUUUACUUAAUAAAAAAAAAAGGUUUUGCAGAUAUUGAGGAAAUUAGGAUAAAUCCACAAAAAAGGCUUGAUAGAUAUCCCGAGUACAAAGUUGUCAUAUCUUGGAAAUGAUGUUAGGUUUAUUUAAG
Molecule: messenger RNA, 1656 nt
Organism: Eleginops maclovinus (Patagonian blennie)
Lineage: Eukaryota; Metazoa; Chordata; Actinopteri; Perciformes; Eleginopidae
Gene: zmat5
Product: zinc finger, matrin-type 5
Exons: 6
Coding region: 259-786 (175 amino acids)
Cellular component (GO): U12-type spliceosomal complex
Molecular function (GO): zinc ion binding
Source: RefSeq, a predicted model, not a curated record